AUGAAUUCAGAAUAAUAAGACAGUAAUUAAUUAGCAAAGGCCAAUUUGGAAUAAUUUCUUAGAAACUGGUGGCAUUAAUUAUUAUUUGGAACUAAACUUGUAAUUGGAAUUUCUUGGUUAUUUGGUUUUAUUGAUCUCUUGAGCAAUUCAGCCUUUUAUAUAUUCAACAACUCUCCAGAAUAAACAAUACCCUUUUAAAUUUAGAGACUAUUCUUCUCACAAUUCGUUCAUUGUAUAUAUAUACCCAUUUAAGUUUGCAAUAGAUUAUACAAUCGAUUUAUUACUUGUUAUUAUAUGCGUGUAUAGCAAAUUUGAAGAAUUAGAAUCUAAGUAUUCUACAGUCAUUUUCAUUAUGUUGAUUUUUGCAAUUGGAAGUCUCACUCAAGUUAGUAUUUAUUUAAUUUGCUUAGCUCAUUUGUGUUUUGCUUCAAUGGGGAUUAUCGUUUAUUUACUCUCCAUUUUAUGAAAUUAAAGCGUACGGAUUAUGGAAUUAUUAUAUUUUUUGCGUUAUCUAAGAGUAUAACUACUUUCAAUAAUUUUUAGAUGCUUGACUGCACCAAAUGGAUAAAGCUUAUUUUUAAUUUUUCCAAUGUAAUUAAAAAAUCAAUACUACCCAAUUGUUUUAAUUAUCUUUUUUACACUUAUUCAGUAAUCAUUGACUUUUGUCUCAACAGGAUUUGUAUCAUUUGCUUUUUAUCUAUUUCAGAAUCAUCUGAAUCAAAUUCAUCAUUCUGUAUAAUCCUUAUAUAUAUACUUUUGUAGAGCAUUGAGAGAAUUGAAAAAAGCUUUCCUUUGAAGUACUUUACAGAGAGGAAUGAUUUUAAAAAAAUAUAAAAUUAUUAAGAUUAAUUAGAACCAAGCGUCGAUGCAAGAGAACUAUAAUCGGUUGAAACACCACCUGCAAAGUUUUAUAUAUUAUUAAUUUUAGAUUAACUUCUUAAGGCAAUCCAUAAUAAUUCAGGUCAUCAAUGGUGCUAUCUGAACUAUAAAAAGAAAUGAAUUCUAAGGAGAAUGAGUGUGAAUAACCUAACUAAGAUGAAGAUGAGGAGAAAAAAUAAAAUGAAUCAAAUCCCUCAGCAGAAUUUGUGUGACU
Molecule: messenger RNA, 1093 nt
Organism: Paramecium octaurelia
Lineage: Eukaryota; Ciliophora; Oligohymenophorea; Peniculida; Parameciidae
Source: the annotation of a GenBank genome assembly